Molecule: messenger RNA, 3000 nt
Organism: Pelobates fuscus (common spadefoot toad)
Lineage: Eukaryota; Metazoa; Chordata; Amphibia; Anura; Pelobatidae
Exons: 3
Biological process (GO): proteolysis; DNA integration
Molecular function (GO): nucleic acid binding; RNA-DNA hybrid ribonuclease activity; aspartic-type endopeptidase activity
Source: RefSeq, a predicted model, not a curated record
UAUAUGCCUGAAUGUCCAGUCCAAUUGCUGGGACGUGAUAUGCUAUCAAAAUUACAAGCGCAGAUUACGUUCCUACCAAAUGGAACAACAUCCUUAAAGUUUAAUGGACCUUCAGGUAUUAUGACACUAUCCGUACCAAAGGAAGAAGAGUGGCGACUUUAUACAGCGUUGACUAGCCAAAACCCUAGGAGUGAUGAGUCUUUAUUCAACAUACCAGGAGUUUGGGCAGAGAACAACCCACCAGGACUGGCCCGCAAUAUUCCACCUAUUAAAAUUGAACUAAAACUUGGGGUUUAUCCAGUGAGCCUAAGACAAUACCACAUCCCGCAGAAGGCUAAGAAGAACAUCCAAUCUUAUCUGGAUAAGUUCAUACGGUAUGGUAUCCUAAAAUUCUGUACUUCCCCCUGGAACACCCCAUUGCUGCCUGUUCAAAAGCCCGGUACAGAUGAGUAUCGACCUGUGCAGGACUUGAGAGCAGUCAAUGAUGCGGUUGUUAGUAUACAUCCAGUUGUGCCCAAUCCAUAUAACCUGCUUGCUUUAAUUCCGGGCGGGGCUACUUACUUUACAGUCUUAGACCUCAAAGAUGCCUUCUUUUGCCUCCGAAUUGCCGCAGAAAGUCAAUGUAUUUUCGCUUUCCAAUGGGAGAAUGCUGUAACGGGCUCAAAACGCCAAAUGACUUGGACAAGACUGCCCCAAGGGUUUAAAAAUUCACCUACCCUAUUUGGUUCAGCUCUAAGUCAAGAUCUACUGGAUUUCGAGUCCAUCCCAGGAGAGUGUGUAUUGUUACAAUAUGUAGAUGACUUGUUGAUAGCAGCAGUUACAAAAGAAAUCUGUCAGCAAGCAACGCACGAUCUACUACACAUUCUCUGGAAGGCAGGAUACAAGGUGUCUAGAAAGAAGGCUCAGUUGUGUUUGCCAACUGUCAAAUAUCUGGGAUUCCAUAUCUCUGAAGGUCAAAGAAUUAUGGGACCAGAGAGAAAAGAAGCUGUGUGCCAAAUACCGAUACCCAAGAAUAGAAGACAAGUGCGAGAAUUCUUGGGGGCAGCAGGCUUCUGUAGGAUAUGGAUUCCCAGCUACGCGAUACUGGCAAAACCUCUGUAUGCAGCUAUCAAAGGUACAGAGCACGACCCCUUCUUAUGGACCCAAGAACAGCAAACGGCAUUUGAAGUUGUGAAGAAGGCUUUGAUGAGUGCCCCAGCAUUAGGUCUACCUGAUCACACACGACCAUUCUACCUGUAUGUACAUGAGCAAAGAAGAAUGGCUGUGGGAGUAUUGACACAGUACUUGGGAUCAUGGCAAAGACCUGUUGCCUACAUGUCUAAGCAACUGGAUGCAGUGGCCAGCGGACUUCCACCUUGUCUAAGAGCUGUAGCUGCAGCCGCCCUGCUAGUAGCUGAAGCCGAUAAACUCACUCUAGGUCAAGAACUUUAUGUACGAGUCCCACAUGCAGUACAGACGUUGUUGGAUUACAAAGGAAAUCAUUGGUUUAGUAACAGCCGUAUGACCAAGUAUCAAGCAAUGUUGUGUGAAAACCCAAGAGUGCAUUUAGAGACUGUAAAUACCUUAAAUCCAGCUACCCUUUUGCCACAACCUACUGAAAGUCAACAUGAUUGUUUGGAAGUAAUGGAUGAAGUAUUCUCAAGUAGACCAGAUCUUCGUGAUUUUCCCAUCCAGAACCCCGAUGUUCAAUAUUACACCGACGGCAGUAGUUAUGUGAAAGAAGGGAUCCGCUAUGCAGGAUAUGCAGUAACAACAAUAGACAAGGUGAUAGAAGCUCGGCCACUGGCGAAAGGAACAUCAGCACAAAAGGCAGAAUUGAUAGCACUGACACGAGCGUUACAAUUGGCUGAAGGUUUAAGAGUGAACAUCUACACGGACUCCAAGUAUGCGUUUUUAACCACUCAUGCCCACGGAGCUUUGUAUAAAGAAAGAGGACUACUGAAUUCAGAAGGCAAAGAAAUCAAGUACGCAGCUGAAAUCCUACAACUAUUGGAAGCAGUGUGGGAGCCGAAAGAAGUCGGUAUCAUACAUUGUCGAGCGCAUCUGAGAGGAGAUGGUGAUGUAACCAAAGGAAAUCGGAUGGCAGAUAGUGCAGCUAAGCGUGCUGCUGACUUUACAGUGAUGCCUAAAUCGGGUGGACAUCGUUACCUGUUGGUAAUUGUGUGCACCUAUUCAGGCUGGGUAGAAGCAUGUCCUACUCGUACAGAGAAAGCAGGAGAAGUUGUGAGAUUCCUGCUACGAGAAAUAAUACCCCGAUAUGGACUACCCUGUUCUAUAGGAUCGGACAAUGGUCCAGCUUUUGUUCAUCAGUGCCUACAACAACUGACUCAUAUGCUUGGUAUAAAGUGGAGGCUUCAUACGGCAUAUAGACCCCAGAGUUCUGGUAAGGUAGAGAGAAUGAAUAGAACUAUUAAGAAUCAGUUGGCUAAAAUGUGUCAGGAAACCCAACUUAAGUGGAACGUUCUCUUACCCAUAGCUUUAUUGCGAAUCCGCAGUACCCCUACCAGAAGGAUGGGCCUUUCUCCUUUUGAAAUCAUGUAUGGGCGACCACCUCCCGUACUUGGUAACUUAAGGGGGGACUUGAGUCAGUUGGGAGAAGGAAUUACCCGGCAGCAGGUUGUAGAGUUGGGUAAGACUAUGGAGGAGGUACAGAAAUGGGUACAAGAUAGAUUACCUGUGAAUAUUUAUCCCCCAGUUCAUAGUUAUCAUCCAGGAGAUCAAGUGUGGAUUAAAGAGUGGAAUAAUGUACCGUUAGGGCCCAAGUGGAGAGGUCCUUAUGUUGUUCUUUUGUCUACCCCUACAGCGAUAAAAGUAGCCGAAGUGACUCCGUGGAUACAUCACUCCAGGGUUAAAGUCAAGGGGAACCUUCGGGGCCUUGAGGUCCAGGAGCACCACAGGCACCAGGGACGCCAGGGGCACCAGCAAUACCAGGAGUACCAGUGGGGCCAGUUUGACCGGGAGAACCGUGUUCACCACGAGCACCUUGGGGUGAACCCAUGA